Messenger RNA from Mixia osmundae IAM 14324, 1533 nucleotides. RefSeq lists its product as uncharacterized. The record is from RefSeq and is a predicted model, not a curated record. Gene Ontology annotation, biological process: vacuole fusion, non-autophagic. Gene Ontology annotation, molecular function: phospholipid binding. Gene Ontology annotation, cellular component: fungal-type vacuole membrane. Bases 1 to 1533 code for a protein of 510 amino acids. The transcript has 2 exons. NCBI's taxonomy places the organism in Eukaryota, Fungi, Basidiomycota, Mixiomycetes, Mixiales, Mixiaceae.
AUGGGCUUUCUCGGCAGCGCAUCAAGCUCAACGCUGGCGACACAAGCAUCUGAGCCCGUCUCCGAGCCGACGCCCACGUCUGUGCCCUUGCCGAAGCCGCGCAAGCUUUUGAAAAGGACUCCAAGCGCACGGUCGACCACUUCGAAAGAAAGCUCGACGCCCGCUCCACCCAGACCGGCUGUGAGACCGGGUAGCAUCAUGGCAGGACCAUCCUCGCCCUCUGCAUCUGUCGGCACACGCGCCUCUGACCUCAAUUGGGGGGGUCUGUACAGUGCGCCUCGCGUCGUGGUGACGCGCCAGGACCUACGCAACUCGCUCGAAGCCUAUGAAGAUCUACUCAAGUCGGCCAAAGCCUUUAGAAAUGCGAUGCGACAGCUAGCCACUGCGUCUGCAGCUUUCGCUUCGGCUUUAGAAACGUGCGCGAGACAGAAAGGCGCGAGGUGUCAGAGGGAGGCAAAAGAACCGAGCCGGCACCCCAGCGCAAGUGUUGCUCAAGCGCUCGGGCUACACGUCGCUCCACAGAGCUCGAAUGCGAGCUCAAGGACAGGCGGCCGGACCCCUCCAGAUCUGACUUUGCAGCCAGACGAGCUUGAAGAUGAGCGCGCAGCCAGCGAUAGACUCUACGCCGCCAGCGGCCUGCAUCACCUCAUGAGCAACCACGAUCAGGUUUUGUCGGACAACUUUUACAAGAAUUUCGAGAUACCCUUGCUGGAAAGCUUUGAUGCCUACCGUGUCGAAGUCGUCGAUCGACAGGCAUCAUACGAGAAAGCGCUGGCAGAUAAGAGCAAACGCAUUCGCGAGACAGAGGCGGAGAACAUGAAAGCCGGUCGCAAGCGUCAACGCGAUCUGGCGCAGUUUCGUCGUGCUCUGCAAGAGCUACAGUCUCAAGUGGACGAUCUCGAUAGACUCAAAGCCGAGCAUUACACUGAAGUACUCGAAGCGGAGCAGACGGUCUGGAGCUUCGUAGCCAAUCGCGUCGCUCUAGUCGUCAAGACAGAAGUCGACACAUUUGACAAAUUUGCGAGCAAGGGUACAUCAGACACUGUCCUCGCUUCGAUGUGCGACACCCAUCCCGAUCCCUUUGAGUCAUAUGCGCAGAAUGAGCCUGCCAUCUUUUCAAUACUACACCCAUUGAAUUCGCAGAUGGCAUUGCCGAGGCUUAAUUCGAGCACGAUCUCUACUCCGCAGCGACAAGCGAGUAACACAUCGGGCGAAUGGUCAGUGCCUACAUCGCCGAACGGAUCUACGCCGCGCCGACCCUCAAUGCGGGUCACUGCAAAAUCACAGUCGACGACGGGAAUCAGUCAAGAUGCAGAGACACCGACGAAAAUGGUCGCAUCGACAACAGAAGCUGCAAGCAUGCUGAGCGCAAUAGAUGAACGAGAAUCACGGCCCUCUUCACCCGAACAGCGUCGUUUCUCGAGCAGUCAAUAUAGUAUAGAUCGUUUCGAGACGCCUCUGCCUGAAGACUCAACAGACAGUAGGACAGAAGAGGAGCAGGAGCGGUCAGGCGAAGAAGUACAAGCAAUCUAA